UCCACGUCACACGCAAGGAAGCAGCGCAAUGGCCACGUCUAAACCAGAAAGUCUGUUCCAAGAAGAAUUGACUUGUCCGAUCUGUUUGCAGCUCUUUUCAGAGCCGGUCGUGCUGCCCUGUGGUCACAACUUCUGUGCUUCUUGUAUCGGGGAGGUGAUUGAAAGAGAAGCCGAGGAAGGACAGCACACCUGCCCUGAGUGCCGGAGCGAACACAAAGGGAAAGCUGCGCUGCAGAGAAACUUCAAGCUUUGCAACAUUGUGGAGGGGUUCAAAUCAAGUGAGUGCACCGCAGCUUAUCAGGUGCUGUGUGAUAUGUGCUUAGAGAACGCACUGCCUGCAGUGAAAACAUGCCUUAAAUGUGAAAUCUCACUGUGUGCUCUGCAUCUAAAACGACACGGGGAAAAGAAGACUUUUCAAAGCCAUUCUCUAGUGGACGCCACGGCAGACCUCAGUGCAAGGAAAUGCUCACUGCACGACAAACCCCUGGAGUAUUACUGUGUUGAUGACAAGUCUUGCAUCUGUGUCUCCUGCUGCAUUGAAGGUAAUCACAAGAGUCAUGAUGUAAAAAGUUUCAAAACUGCGCAUGCUGAACUGAAACUAAUACUAGAAUCGCAGCUGAAAGAAAUAACAGAGAAACUGAAUCUGUCUGAGAGCCUCCUGCGGAAGGCAAACGAGAAUGAAACUGCAGUUAAAGCUGCAAACGCUGAAAUGAAACAGAAAGCCGUGGAGCUGUUAGACAGCCUUGCUGAACUUGUUGCCAAUUACAAAGCACACGUGAUUGAAACGAUUGAAGCAGAACAGCGCCCCGUUGUGGAGAGUCUGCAGCAGAGCAUUCGCAGAGUCACAGAGCAGCAGAGUCUUCUGAAGCACACACAGCUCCAAGCUGACUCUGUCUGGGCUGAAAAGGAUGAAAUUCUGUUCAUUCAGAAGCUCCUGGCAAUCGAUUCAAAAUUAGCAGAAGCAAUAAAGGAGCCUUUAAUGGAACCAACUGCAAAGUGUUUAAACAGAAAGAAAGUCUUUGAUUAUCUGGAGAAGAAAAACACUGAGUUUCAAGCAGAUACUGCAAGAAUACAGAAAGGUCUGCAAGCAUUCAUUAACCCAUCGCAACCACUUUCAUUGGAUCCCAAUACAGUUCAUCCCAACCUGAUUCUCUCUGAUGAUUUGAAGACAGUGCGCUACACUGCUGUAAAACAACCGUACCCAAACCAUGCAGAGAGGUUUACUGGUAUAUAUUGCCAAGUUCGGUGUUCUCAGGGCUUCUCGUCAGGAGAGCAUCGCUGGGAGGUGGAAAUGGGGAAAUGUCAGUGGGGUGUGGGGGUCUGUUACAAGAGUAAUAACGACACUUCAAAUACCGCGCUAGGAUAUAAUAGUGCAUCGUGGAGUUUGCAAUGGUGGUCCAAUAUGCUUAAAGCCUACACAGUGAGCAGUAGCACUGCGCUUCAGUGUAUCACUCAACCUGUCAGAGUUGAAGUGCAUUUGAAUUACGAUGCAGGAACGCUGUCAUUUUACAAUGCAAGCGACAACCGGGUACACCUGCACACAUUUAACACGACAUUCACAGAACCAGUGUAUCCUGCAGUUUGGAUAAUCUCUCAAAAACCAACAGAUUGGAUAACUCUGAAGAGCACAUUAUACACAGAGUAACACAUUUCAGCAGCCCACAUUUCUUCCAGUGCAGUUCCCAAAUUGGUAUUUAGUGCAUGUGGUUAUUGGAGGUGUGAGGACUAUGGGGUUGUCGCUGGACUGCAGUUUAACUGCACAAGGUCCUACAGAUUAAAACAGGGUUGCUUUAGUACAGUGUUUGUGAUGUUUGCCAAGCAUUUAUAGUGCAAUAAAACCUACUGAAAUGAUAUUGUUUAUGAAGCAGCUUAUACUAAACGUCUCUAUAAAUAAACAGCA
Polyodon spathula (Mississippi paddlefish) is the source of this 1900-nucleotide messenger RNA. Its product is annotated as E3 ubiquitin-protein ligase TRIM39-like. Gene Ontology annotation, molecular function: protein binding; zinc ion binding. The transcript has a single exon. Lineage: Eukaryota; Metazoa; Chordata; Actinopteri; Acipenseriformes; Polyodontidae. Bases 29 to 1645 code for a protein of 538 amino acids. The record is from RefSeq and is a predicted model, not a curated record.